AUGAAGGUCUUAGUACUGUUGGUCUGUGUGGCGGUGGUAGCUGCGAAACCCACGACCGAAGAUGAAGUCAUGGGAUCAGUUGUUGGGGUUGUCAAAAGUUGCGCGGAAAAAGAUGUAUCCUUGUGUUUAAAGGAAAAGGCUUUGAAAUACGCAGAGAAUCUGGCAUCAGCACGCGAAAUUAGCAUCACCGAUGGCGUGACUCUCAUUGGUACUGGGUCAUCACGAGGCGCCAGAUCUUUCGAGCCCCUAUCUGAAGAGCCUAGGGCAAGAGAAGACCAGGUAGAAUCGAGAUUACUCGAUGCUGCUGCCGAGUUCUUGGAGAACCACGUAAUCCAGCUACGAGUGCCGAAAGGAACAGUUGAUGACGUCAAGAGAUCUCUUGAGGAAGGUCGUGGAAAGAAGAAGAAGUUGAAGCAACUCCUCCCCAUCUUCGCUCUCCUCCAGCUUAAGAUCCAGUCACUCAUCCCUCUGUUCCUUGGAAUCAUUGCGUUUGCAGCUGUUAAAGGAUUGUUGCUUGCCAAGGCUGCCCUCCUGGCAUCUGCUCUUCUAUUGUUGAAGAAACUUCUUUCAAAACAUGAGCACCAUGAGAGUUAUGAGGUCGUGGCCCACCCUCACCAUGAGGAGCACUUCGCCCAUGCCAGCCCUCACGGUGGUUGGGGAAGAUCUCAGGACGCCCAAGAAAUGGCCUACAAUGCCUACUCUAACUGA
Pieris brassicae (large cabbage white) is the source of this 708-nucleotide messenger RNA. RefSeq lists its product as uncharacterized. The transcript has 4 exons. Bases 1 to 708 code for a protein of 235 amino acids. The record is from RefSeq and is a predicted model, not a curated record. Lineage: Eukaryota; Metazoa; Arthropoda; Insecta; Lepidoptera; Pieridae.